AAACAUUGCAAAGUGACUUUGAAGAAGAUCCAAUAGAUCUUUCUCUUAAUGAUAACCUCGUUGAAGUGUUUGCACUGGCAAUUGAGGAUAUAUCAGAGUCAAUACCAGCCAAUAGCAGUGUUGUCAAAAUUGUAAGGGAUACCUUACAAUAUUGCCCUACUAUGGAUGUCAGACUAUAUGAUAAUGCCCAGUUCACACAGAAAGAAAUCUACUAUGAUAGAAUGAUGUGUUCGUGGUAUUCAAUUGAGCACAUUGUGUCUAGGUUGAAUAAAAAAGAUAAAAAAAGAGGUUAUUUUCGUGAUUACAAGGGCCCCAAUACGCAAUGUUGGUGUGAUGAAAACCAAUACUCCCCCAGUGAUGAAUGUAUUACCUGUUACCUUGAAUUGAAAUUGUGGAUAACUGUAAGAUUUUACCCUGUAGAAGAAGUAGCCAAGAGUUAUUGGCCUAUAUCUGAUGAAAACGAUGAAUAUGAUGGAGAAUUCAAUCCUCACAUUCAUGGUUCAGAUAAUGUGAGUCUCAUUGAUGAUACGCCAUUGGAGACUUGGAACGAAUGGGUCGAACCCAGAACCUAUCUUUUAAGCAAUUACGAUUCGGAUGAAUAUGUUGACUUAGUCUUCCUGGAAAUAGAACCUGACAAUACUAGAAGUAGAAAUAACUUAGAAUUAGCCACAAUACCUUGGUGA
Molecule: messenger RNA, 683 nt
Organism: Dentiscutata erythropus
Lineage: Eukaryota; Fungi; Glomeromycota; Glomeromycetes; Diversisporales; Gigasporaceae
Source: the annotation of a GenBank genome assembly